Drosophila albomicans is the source of this 1274-nucleotide messenger RNA. Its product is annotated as sperm-associated antigen 7. The coding region runs from base 151 to 969 and encodes 272 amino acids. Gene Ontology annotation, molecular function: nucleic acid binding. The transcript has a single exon. Lineage: Eukaryota; Metazoa; Arthropoda; Insecta; Diptera; Drosophilidae. The record is from RefSeq and is a predicted model, not a curated record.
UUAUUGCACAUGCACCGGUAAUAAUCUUUUUUUAUACAUACAGUACAUAGAAAAUAUAUAAAUAAACCCAAAUGUUGGCUUUAAUUUAACAAAUUAACGAGUAAUCAUCAUAGACGGUAGUGUGUUAACUCUUGCGCGUACGCUGCGUUUAUGCGCAAUUGCGAAUUCGUUGGCAAAAUGGACUUACUCGACUCGAUAUUGAACUCAAUGGAUGCUCCUCCAGCCACAAAUGAACAACAAAAGACGCUCAUCAAGAAGCAGCGCGAAAUGAUGGAGCGCAUGCAAAACAAGCAGAAGGAGGAGCUGCUGCGAUUUCGCAAGUAUGUCGAGGAGCGCAUGGGACGCUUCGCCAAGGACGAUCGCACAUGCAUCGAAUUCCAACCGCUGGACAAAGUGCAUCGAUCGGUCAUACAUGAGAUUGCCGAGAACGGCGGAUUUAUAGCCAUGAGUUUUGGCCGCGAGGACGAAGAUCGUCAUUCGGUGGUUUACAAGAAAGAACAUCCGCCUAGCGAGGAUGAGGUGACAGCACGACGCAAUGGCGAAGGCUGGAACAAGGACAUAGCCAAAGAAUACUCCGAGCGACGAAGAGAACGCUUGGCCCAGGAGCAAAGUGAAAAGCAAACCGCAAACUCAUCCGCCGAGCCCGGCUGCAGCUCUUCGGCCGCCCACAACUCGAGCAUAGAAGGCGCCGAGGUGAAGCCGACGUCCAAUUAUAAAGCAAAAUAUGCUCACCUCAUUGGCGAAUCGGCGGCGUUGCAAGCGGCACGCAAAACGGAAACUAACCAAAGCUAUGGCUUCGUGCCCAGCAAGAAUAAAAAGGACAUGCGUUCCAUCGAACAAACGCUUGCCGAUAUUCAGGCCAAGAAGAGGUUAAAAUUACAGCAACAGCAGCAGGAACGAGAGCAGGAGCAACAAGAUUGCCUUACAACAACAACAGCCGAACAAACGGCUGAUGAUGAACAGCAGUGAAAGAAACAAACGUCUUCUGUGAACACAAAAGAAAACAAUAGUAAUAAGAAUAUUGUGUAUGUAAAAUGUAUGAUUUGUUAAAUUCCAAGUUGAAUCAGAAGUGUGAAGUAGUAUGAAGUUGCUUCAUAAAUCAUGUUGACCAUACGCAGCAGACUGUAUCUGUAAGCAAUUCAAGUUGUUGGCCAGUUGAACGCAUUAACUGCGCAUCUUUAGAUAAAAAUUAUAUCAAAUGCAGUGUUCAAUUUGCAAUUUCUAUUUAUAAAAAUAAAACAAAAUUUGUAGUCAAUAGCAACAAAAUCAACAAA